Messenger RNA from Priapulus caudatus, 3966 nucleotides. Its product is annotated as acetylcholine receptor subunit beta-like 1. The coding region runs from base 209 to 1795 and encodes 528 amino acids. Gene Ontology annotation, cellular component: neuron projection; synapse; postsynaptic membrane. The record is from RefSeq and is a predicted model, not a curated record. NCBI's taxonomy places the organism in Eukaryota, Metazoa, Priapulida, Priapulimorpha, Priapulimorphida, Priapulidae. Gene Ontology annotation, molecular function: acetylcholine-gated monoatomic cation-selective channel activity; transmembrane signaling receptor activity. Gene Ontology annotation, biological process: signal transduction; nervous system process; regulation of membrane potential. The transcript is spliced from 6 exons.
UCGACGGGAGUCACCACGCGUAUAUAGUCGGCUGCUGCUGCUGCUGCUGCUGCGGCUGUGAGAUCGCCGCUAGGUGCGUGCGACGAUGCUGCAUGGGUGACGUGCGGAGCGCGGCAAGUAUGGCGGAGCGCGGCAUCGGUGGGUGAGUGCGCGCGUCGGAGCACGGAGCGGCCGAGAGAGUGUACGUACGUAGUGUACAAUAUGCACUAUGCGUGUAGGAUAUGCCUUGCUAACCGUGGUCAUCGUGGUGCUGCACCUGCCGAGGACCGACCAGCUGCUGAGUGGAGGAUUAGGAUCUGAAGACGAAGAACGCUUGCUACGCAGGUUGUUUCGCGGUUACAACAAACUAAUUCGACCCGUGCAGAACAUGACAGAUGUGCUAGAAGUACAGUUCGGAAUGGCCCUUAUUCAACUGAUCAAUGUGGAUGAGAAGAAUCAAAUUUUGAAGACGAACGUUUGGCUGCGAUACAUCUGGACAGAUUAUCAACUUAGCUGGGAGCCAUCCGAGUAUGCCGGGAUAGCACAAAUCAGGAUACCUUCGCAGAAAGUUUGGAUCCCAGACAUCGUCCUGUUCAAUAAUGCCGACGGAAACUACGAGGUCAGUUACAAGGUGAACGUCGUGCUGUUCCACACGGGACAGGUCCUCUGGGUGCCGCCAGCCAUCUACCAAAGCUCAUGCACGAUCGACGUUACCUACUUCCCUUUUGAUAAGCAAGAGUGUAACAUGAAAUUCGGCUCGUGGACGUUCAACGCCGAACAGGUCCGGCUCAAAUUCUACGAGGGCACGUCGUCGGUCGAUCUGAACGACUACGUCAUCAGUGGCACGUGGGACGUGCUCGAGGUGCCAGGUGAUCUGUCGGAGGACAACAGCACGAUCGAGUUUCUCAUCAAGCUGCGGCGAAAGACGCUGUUUUAUACCGUGAACCUCGUCAUACCGUGCGUGCUGCUGUCGUUUCUCAGCAUACUCGUGUUCUAUCUGCCUUCGGACUGCGGCGAGAAGAUGACGUUGGCGAUAUCGUUGCUGCUGGCGCUCGUCGUGUUCCUGCUGCUCGUGUCGAAGAUCCUGCCGCCGACGUCGCUGACGAUACCGCUCGUGUCGAAAUACCUCCUCUUCACCUUUAUAAUGAACAUCGUCACCAUCCUCGCCACCGUCAUCAUCAUCAACUGGAACUUUCGCGGCCCGACGACGCACCGCAUGCCGCGUCUCCUGCGCUGCAUCUUCAUCGACUUUUUCCCGAAGGUGCUGCUCAUACGUCGGCCUCCGAAGAAGCUGAGAACUGGCCACCAGCAUCCGGGACACCAGCAGCAUCGUCACCCGGAUGUGGAGCACGUCGUCGGCGGCGUCGGCGCCGAGUCGGCGACGCACUACGGCAACACGGUGAACACUCGCGACGACGUCAAGUACUCGUACAUUAGCAAAGCCGACGUGAUGGAACUCUCCGAGAUGCAUCAUCCCAACUGUAAGCUGGGGGGAAGGCAGUCGAGCAGUGAGAUGCGAGCGGAGGAGGACGGACAGGAGGUGGAGUACGAGGAGCCGAUUCCGCUGACGGCCGAGGCUCACAGGACGGCAACGGCUGUUGACUUCAUAGCCGAGCAUCUGCGCAUGGAGGAUGAAGUGGCUGUGGUGAAGGAGGACUGGCAGUACAUAGCGAUGGUCAUUGAUCGACUGUUACUCUACAUUUUCUUCGCCGUCACUGCCAGCGGCACGUUGGGACUCAUCCUCAAGGCACCCUACAUCUUCGACUACGUCGACCAGGAGGAGGUCAUGAAGAGGCUGCGCGGGGAGGAGACCUGAGAGACGACGCCGCCGACGACGACGACGACGAUGACGUCUUCACCACGUGACCCGCCGCCGCCGGUCACCGAUUUUUCGACGUGUCGGUUUACGACGUCGUCCGACGGAGGGCGCUAGCAUCGCCGCGCGUUCGGAGCAAAGAUGGCGGCGCGCAUCAGGGGAAACCACGUUGCGUAUCCAUCGCGUCAUCACGCGAUGCAGAAGAUACGUGCCGAUUAGAACUGUUACGGCGGUCGUCGAUGGAGAGCAGGGGCGACACAUUCGCAUCGCUGUCUCCAGCGUGAGAUGUCAGCGUAAUCGAUAUCGUCUCUUGAUAUCAUCUGACGAUAUCGGACGCUACCGCCCCGAUUUUUCUCUCGCAUGAGUUAUGUCAAUGCGGUGUGAGCGAGGGCCGAGUGUUUCACGAGUGGCUCUCUCUCUCUCUCUCUCUCUGCCGAACGUCGGAUACCCGGAUAGACGUCGGUACGGAGUUAUUUGUUUGACGUACCCUUAUAUAUCUCGGUGGUGGAGACGUAGUGACGUCUCGAAUCGGCAGCGAGGUGUUUGCUACCGAGAAUAUAAGCGCGACGAUGGCGAUAUAGCAAAUUAUCUUUUUUUUUCUAAUGAUAAACACGGCGUUCUUACAUCCGGUCCGUCAUUUCCGGUCCGCCAUUAAUUUUCGUUUAAAUACAGUAACAAAAUAACAUCAUAUCUUUGAGAAGGUCCGUCGGCGACACGAUGGUCGCAUUUGCGAUUGCCUGAAUUUAAGGCGACGCUCGCGUCUUCUGUGUCGACGUCAUACGGUGUCGCGUGUCAAACGAGGGGCAAAGACCUGACGUCAUUGCCACGUGGUAGACGCGCGUGUGAGAGAGACUCAUUUACAAAGCAAACGAGCUUCCAACGUUGGUAGCUUUUUACUGUGUGUUGUUGUAACUUUGUAAUAAAUAACCCGUUGUUGCCGUGUUAUAAGUGAUGUCAAUAACGUGUGCACAGCGCGUGCAUACAUUAACACUUUGAAACCGCUAAUAUCUAUAUAUAAAUAUACCAGCCUGGCUCUGAUCUUCGAUCAGACAGAUGUUGGAUGAUCACUGUAUAUGCGUCAGUAAUUGUAAGUAACAGCAGUACACGAGUUAAGGCGCUACUGCUAUACUUGCUUCGCCGAAUUAAUCCGAAGGUGUGUGAUGCAUACAUAUAUUGUUUGUCCUCAGUGAAGUGUUAUCCUUUUUCUAUCACUAGUAUUUGACCUUUUCGCUAAUCGUGCUCAUCGCAUCGCGUUCGCAUCCAUUUUGAAUUUCGUUGUAUGCAUCCUAUGAAGCUGUUAAAGAAAUGACGUUGAUGACGAUGUAUGAGCGAGGACGUACAGGAGAGAAGCGUGUGUGUUCGUGUGUGCACGCGCGCGUGCGUGCGUGCGUGCGUGCGUGUGCGUGCGCGCAUGCUACUACUGUGUCUUCGUUUCGGGGUAUGCUGUUCAUCCAGCAUCUAAGUUGUACGCACUUUUGCGGCGUUUUUUCUUGUAUACAUGAGCGCGACUGAUUGACUGAUUAUAGGCAUAGUCCUAGUUAUAACCCAUAGUAACAUUAACUAAAAAAAAUCACUAUGAGUUUUUGUACAUUGCAUGUCAAGCCGCUUGCCGUUAUAUUCAUGUUUUUGUUGCGUAGGAAAUUAUUUAUUGUUUACCGUAUUUGGCCUUACCGUAUGCGUAAUGCAUCUUACUUGCGUUUACCGACGUCAUCGUAAUUAGGCCGGUAAUAUUAAUUAGUAUAGCGUUUGAUUUGCUAACCGAAUGAGUGAGUGCUGUUACGAAUGCGUUUACCUGAAACUAACAUACGGGAAUCCGAACCCGUAAGAUAAUCGGAUUCGGAAUCGGUUAAUUGUACGGCACCUGAUCGAGUCCGUCUUAAUUUGGAAUAACUUGGUACUGUCGUCAUGGAAACGCAUUUUCCUCGCGAAGGGCGUAUAUCGUGUGGGAUGGUAAUUGUAUCGCACUUGUAGCUACGUGUACGGGGUAUGUUUCCAUGCACCUGUAUGAGAUAACAAUCUCUGACCAACCGACCGUGCCGCUGCGAAUUCGAAUCGCGUGUGUAUGAAGUGGCGCGUAUGCUAUAAUAUUCGGCUAUACGUCGUUACACCGUUACUGGCGCAUGACAAUUCAUUAGAUAAAAAAUGCGCACACAGGCAGAUGCAUUGUGGGA